AUGGACUUUGCUCAUGGUUAUGGAGUUAUGAUAAGAGCAGGAAAAGUUAAGCGCGAAGUUGUGAUUGGUUCAAGAGAGGAAGCAGCAGAAUGCAUGAGGAAGAUUGUGAGGCGCAGGGUUAUGGUUUCAAGUGCGAGGCAAGCUGUAGCUGGUCUACUUACGGUUGGUGCCAUUAAUGGAGUUAAAUAUCUUGCAAAUAAAAUGUGCAAGGCUUGGAAAUCCUAG
Molecule: messenger RNA, 225 nt
Organism: Thlaspi arvense
Lineage: Eukaryota; Viridiplantae; Streptophyta; Magnoliopsida; Brassicales; Brassicaceae
Source: the annotation of a GenBank genome assembly